AUGGAGUUGAGCACGGUGAAGGUGAUUCUUGUGCUUGCGUUGCGUUGGGGAGUACCGGCGAGACACGGGGGUAUUCCCAACGCGUACGUGAAGGCUGAUAAAGAAGAGCACUUGGAUAUCUACUUGGCGAUUCCGCAGGGGAUGAAGAUUUAA
Peronospora matthiolae is the source of this 153-nucleotide messenger RNA. Lineage: Eukaryota; Oomycota; Peronosporomycetes; Peronosporales; Peronosporaceae. The record is from the annotation of a GenBank genome assembly.